Molecule: messenger RNA, 2557 nt
Organism: Dufourea novaeangliae
Lineage: Eukaryota; Metazoa; Arthropoda; Insecta; Hymenoptera; Halictidae
Product: armadillo repeat-containing protein 8-like
Exons: 8
Coding region: 33-2102 (689 amino acids)
Biological process (GO): proteasome-mediated ubiquitin-dependent protein catabolic process
Cellular component (GO): GID complex
Molecular function (GO): protein binding
Source: RefSeq, a predicted model, not a curated record
AUUCAUUUAUGUAAAAACGAAAGGGAAGAAGUAUGGUCUCGGUGAUGCAGCCGUUCAUGGAUGUGGAGAGCUCCAGAAGUUACAUCGAUGAACUGUAUUCGCCAGAUCCCCAGAAAUGCUUGGAAGCUAUCAUUUGCCUGAAGAAUUCCGUGAUUGGAAGUAAUAGGCAAAAGGGUUCAGUGAUAGCUCAAGGCGUGGUACCUCGAUUAUUGCAACUCCUCGGUGAUUCGUCUGGGACAAUCGGUGAUCGCAUAAGGCUCGAAUCUGCAGUGACGUUGGGUUCAUUGUCCAAAGGGACGGAUCAGCAUGUAUUGGCGCUUAUAGAUCUCGGUGUAGUGCCGUUGCUUUUUCAGGUUUUAUUAUCGACGCCUGCCUCGGUGGGCGCGCCUCCAGAAGGAAAGCUAAAAGUGACAGAUCUGUUGAACGAGGCGUGUUUACGUUGUUUACGGACAGUAUUUCAACACCCGGCGGCGCCGGUUCAUUCGAUAUACCAGGAUCCCGCCCUGGUGCCUAGAUUAGUAUCGUUAGCAAACACAUCUGUAACAUGUCAAAUUUGUGUGGCGACAAUUUUAACAACAUCAUGUAAGACAAUGGAGGAGCAGAUUGCGUUGUCGGAAGGGGGCGCCAUAGAAACGUUGGCGAUGCAGUUGGACUCUCCGUUACCCGAGGUGCAAUUAUCAGCUUUGGCUUGUAUGGCGAAUAUGUGUUAUAAAAAUCAUGUGGUGUGCAUCUUGCUCGCCUCGGCGACUACCAGCAACACGAUGCAGGGUAGACUCGUGCCUGUGGCGUUAGGCCAGUUAAUGGGCCGUGAGAAAAGUUCGUUGAUUCAGCUCGAAGCUGCGCGAUGCAUCACGUACAUGCACAGAACCGGGGUUCUAAUGUGCAACAAUCCACGAAUAAUAUACCGUGCUUUGCCUUGUCUGGUGAGACUUUGCCAUCGGGAUCGUCCGCCGCGCGAAAGAGUGGUCGCAGCUGAGACACUGGCUUUCCUUACGGAAGUCAAUACCGAAUUGCAACGUCUAGCCUCUAUUAGUAAUCAUUUAAUACCGACACUCGCGGAACUGUUACGACCGCAUCCACACGUACAAGAUGCAACCCUAACGCAGGACAUGCGACAAGCUGCGUUCAGAGCGUUUGCAUCACUUGGUGCGAACGACGAAGAUAUACGAAAACGUAUCAUAGAGACGGAAAGUCUUAUGGAGCAAGUAGUGUCAGGCCUACAGGACCCUGGCGGUUCUCACGUGCGUCUGGCAGCGGUCAGAUGCCUGCAUUCUCUCUCUAGAAGCGUUCAACAACUUCGUACUACUUUUCAAGACCACGCUGUCUGGAGACCGUUAAUGCAGUUGUUGCACGGAGCGGAUAAGGGAUUGGAGGGUAGAGGCGAAAGCGAAGUUGAUUUAUUAACUGUUGCCUCGAGUACAUUAUGUAACUUAUUAUUGGAAUUUAGUCCGAGCAAAGAACCGAUCCUCGAGUCCGGCGGAAUAGAAUUGCUGUGCUCGCUCACGAAACGGUGCACGCCGGCAUUGCGAUUGAACGGGAUCUGGGCAUUGAUGAAUGUGGCGUUUCAAGCUGAACAACAAGUCAAGCUGCAGAUCCUGUCGUGCUUGGGCACCGAUCAGAUCUUUUGCCUACUGGCCGACCAAGACAUACCGGUUCUGAUGAAGACGUUGGGUCUGUUGCGAAAUUUACUAUCGACGAAAGCUCACAUCGACCGAAUAAUGGGCGAUCAUGCUGCUCACGUGAUGCAGGCUGUUAUAUUGGUCCUGGAAGAUCCGAGGCAUCCACCGGACGUAAAAGAACAGGCUCUCUGUAUUUUGGCGAACGUAGCCGACGGCAAUCGAGCGAAAGAUCACAUUAUGGCCAACGAAGAUGUGCUAAAAAAACUUACGGAUUAUAUGAUGCAUAACAACGUGAAGCUGCAGGUCGCAGCGGUGCUUUGUGUGUGCAACCUAGUCUGGCGGGAGGAACCCGGAGCUGCGCAACGGCAAGCACGUUUAAGAGAAUUAGGCUUUUAUCGUAUUUUACAACAAUUGCGGCAUAGCAAGGAUCUUCAGUUAUUUGAUAAGGUCAGAACUGCCAUGGCACAAUUCUACGAUGCCUAAACCGCAAAAUACGUUACCGAUGCGAAUUAGGUUUUUGAUUUAGAGUUCUUUUAUACUUGAAAUACAAUUAUAUUUUGGUGUUAACUCUGUGAUCCUGUACUUUGUUAAUGCAUAAGCAUUUUAUAUUUAUAUAUAGAAAGAAAGAAUGAAAAAAAAUGAAUACAAAAACCGAUAAUCUCUCCCGACGAUCUAAUCUGUUCAUAUUGUAUGUAUUUUUAAUUUAAACGAGAAAGCGAUAACGAAUGCUUCUUCUGUAUAUUUAAACGGAACAAAAGUGUAUGUAGCGCAUAACGAUUGCUUCGGAAAACUAUGUUCUAAACCGCGAAUCGUUUGACUAACGACAAUGAUAUUAGAAAGCGAUCGUACGACGACAAAUUCGAAUCGCGCGAAGUAAUAAGAAAUUACAAAUGUCUGUAUGAUAUACAUAUGUACUUUUAACCUCAACGACCAUAUUU